GAAGACGAAUCAGAAUCGCUCUGCCCCCCCACAAGCCACCUUCGUCGCAACAUGCAUCACCGGCGACCUACACGCCAACGACAUCGGAGGCUGAACAGCACGAACGCCGUUCCCGAUUCCCAUAAGGUCCAAAUAAUACACAGGACGCGCCAUCAGGAUCUGGUAACACACGCCUCCUCUUCCGCCAAGUCUAAGCUCAAGCUGCGGCAGAACAAUAUCAGAAGUCGCCGGUGUAGCUGCCGGAGGUGAAGCGCAAUAGAGGGUGCUGGUCUGGCUUGGGCUACGCUCAAAACCGCCGACGGAAACGUUCUCGCUCAGCUCGAUAAAGUUAGGAAAAUUAGUCUUGGCUUUAGCACCACGAAAUUCACGCGCCGCCUUAUCAUAUGCACGCGCCGCCGCCUCGGUGGUAUCGAAGGUUCCAAGCCAGACACGUGUUUUCUUGCCCGGACCUCGGACCUCAGUGGCGUAACGACCCCAAGGACGCUUCCUAACGCCUCUGUAACGAAUCUCCAUGGCGUUACUGUGAACCGGUUCAGGUUUCAAACCCAUCUUGACCAUAACUAAAAAUUGGAUAGAGAGAGAGUGGUGGUGGUGGUGUGAUAAUUGAAGGUGGAAGAGACAGGAAAGAUGGUAGUUUAUAUAAGGUUAUGUGAAUCUGAACAUGGUAAUUAGCAGGCUCAUUGCUGAGCUUGGGAAGAGGAACACAACAUGUCUUUUGCAUAUGAUCGUGUUCCUCUGCUAGCUAUGUUAGAUGAGUACAGUAUGCUUACUGCUUAGGCAAGAACGAGAAUACGAGAAACGGAGGCUGAGGGAACAAAAGAAAGUUCAAGAACAGCCACACGUGGAGCAAGACACUGCCUUCAGCACCAGGCCAAGCCCUGCGAGACCGGUGAGUGCAAAGAAACCGGUGGGGGCACGAGCUAGCAACGGAGGAGCCAAUGGAAGGCCAAACCGGCGUCUGUCUUUGAAUGCAAACCAGAACGGAAGCAGGUCUGUUGCAAAGGAAGGAGGGAGAAGUGUGUUUGGUGUAUUAUAGGAUGACGGGAAUUUUAUUCUUGAGCUUGAUGUUGGAAUGAAAAAUGGCUGCAUUGACCUUGGUUUUGAGGACCAACCAGACACUGUCACAUUCUCUGAAGGUUAUCAAGAUAUCAGUAGGAGUGGCAUCAAACAGGAGGGCUGUGAAUCUGGAGUUUGGCACUAUAAUAUAAGGAUGCGGCCAAAUGUGACAGCGCCACCAUGAUCAUGAGUCUCAAGGCCACUAUUCAGUCCUCUUGGCCUGUUUUAGAAGCAGCACGGGCUCGAAUGGUCUGAUUGACCAGUUAAAUCUUUGCAGAGUGCUUUCUUUGUUUGGACAACUCCAUCUACCUUCUCUGCAGAGUCAAAGAGUAAUAACAUUGAUUGUAGGGAAGGAGACAAAGUGGAGAAUAUGAAGAGUUGGUAAACGUACUUGCAUAACCUGUUCAUAGAUGAGACGAAGCUCAAGACCAAUAAAGAAUCCACCAUCCGCUGUGUUUUGUGCUUCCAGAUGUGGUUUAACCGCAACUCUAAAUCUCCCAAACCCGGAGCUGUCGUUGAAGAACAAAGCGGUGAGGGCCGUUUGAUUUCGCGGUUAUCUCUGCCAUUGACGCUUGCGAUUAUAUAUAGGGUAUCAAGCCUGGGGAAUCGAGUAAGUUUCAUCCGUUGGGUUGAUGUAGUUAAGGUUGAUGCUUUAUGACUGAAUGUGGUGGGAGAGAGACCUUAAAGUGGUGAAUCUAUGCAACUUGGUUUGGGGUUAGGGGUGAAAGAUUAAUUGGGCUGAGGCUGCCGUGAGAUGGGCUUCGAGUAAGUUAAUUGAAGUUGUUGCUCUUGAUUCAGAUGUUCCUUGGUAGUUACGUGGGUUGGUGUUUGAACAAGAAAAGUAACAUAUGCCACACACAACAAAACUGUCUAUGUGAUGUGUAUAUAAGGCAUAAGUGUAUGUAUAUUACAGGAAUAAAGUGGAAACUCAGUGAUAUGUUUUUUUUUUUCAAAUAGAUUAGGGGUCUGGAUGUACAUUUUUGUGUUAUCAACUUUUAUGUACAUAUACUAAUGGCAUUUUCAUAUAUUCUUAUUAGUUAUCAACU
This is a messenger RNA of Brassica napus (rape), 2102 nucleotides long. RefSeq names its product 65-kDa microtubule-associated protein 1-like. The transcript has 3 exons. The coding region runs from base 752 to 1036 and encodes 94 amino acids. Lineage: Eukaryota; Viridiplantae; Streptophyta; Magnoliopsida; Brassicales; Brassicaceae. The record is from RefSeq and is a predicted model, not a curated record.